AUGGCGGAUGUUUACACAGAUUUUCAAUCAGAGUCUUCAGGAGACCCACCAGAAGAUAACACUGUAGAAGAAGAGAGCGGAGAGAAAAAACAUACAGAUCAGUCAUCUGCUGUAGACGACUCCACAAAGGCCUGGUCAACAACCCCUCAAAAUCCAUUUGCACCACGACCUGCUUUGAAGACCGACAUUGUUUCUACUGCCUCACAUCACCAUCACUUUCCACCAUCAGUCCAUUUAGCCCCUAGUAAAUUUAGUGCCAACCAACCAGGUGCAGUAUCAGGAGACACAGAUUCUGACGAGGACAAAGGUAGCUCAGGUCAAAAGUCUUCCAUUCUGUUACCAUCCAGACUAGGUAUACUUAAUAAGGCUGACACAAUGCCUAGUCCAUCAAAGUGUCUACUGCGACCCUCCCCACUAGCAGUCCAAGUCCAGAGUAUGAAACAAAAGGACGAGAAGGACACAGAACAAAAAGAGAAAGAAAACCAGGAGACAGUGGAUGGCGAGGAUAAUCAUAACAAUGGAUCUGGUGAUCAGCCUGUCAAUCCUACAGGUCUGCCUGGUUACACAGUAGAAAACUACUUUGCUGCUGCCUUGUCGGGGAAUGAAAAAUUACCAGACUCUACAACAGAUGCUGGCGGUGGUGCUACCUCUUCUGAGUUUAUAUUUGGUCAAAACCUAACAGACCGUGUAACAGGUAUACAAACAUCACCUGGUAAUAAAACGUCUCCUACAUCAGAUGGUGGUUUUGUUUUUGGUACAAAUCUAGCAGACCGUGUAGUGAAAACCGAAGGUGCAGAAAAGAAAAGUGAAAGAAACCAGUUAGACUCGGAUGAUGAAUCUGAAUUAUCAAAAUCUACAGGUUUAGAAAAAGCAAGAACAUUGGAAGAGUCGGCACGAGAAUUUCAAGCCAAGCAUGAUCGAAGGCCAGAGUACAAAGAGGUUGAGGUUAAAACUGGGGAAGAGGACGAGUCUAAUGUAUUACAGUCGACUGGUAAAUUGUUUGUAUUUGAUGGACAAAAUCAAAGUUGGAUCGAGCGGGGAAGAGGUCUGCUGCGAAUAAAUGAUCAGAGGUCACCAGUCUCAUCUGAGUUCCAGUCACGACUGGUGAUGAGGACACAAGGUAGUCUAAGGGUAAUACUCAACACCAAAAUUUGGCCAGGUAUGACCAUCGAGAAGGCAAGUCAGAAAAGUCUAAGGAUCACUGCUACUGAUGGAGAGGACGGGAUCAGAGUAUUUCUCAUUAUUACAAGUCCAAAGGACUGCGAGAACAUCUUGCGAGCUGUGGAUUGGCGGAUACAACAGCUGAGAAUGCGAGAAGAACCGGCGAAGGAUAACAAGGGAACAGAAAAACGGAAAGCAGAAUCUGAUUCCACCACAGAUGAAUCAAGCUGUAAAAAAGCAAGGUCUUCAGAUGAGUCAUCAGUAACACCAUGUAACACAAAGAGAGAAGAGUCGGAUAGCAGUGUGCUAGACCCUGAAACUGAUGUGUCAUCAGAAAGUUGUACAUCAUCAUCCUUAACUGUCAGGUCAGAGUCCGACUGAAAACUGAACGUUUGAAUAUAUUCAUCGUUGACUGACAACUAAAUGCUUGAAUAUUCAUCAUGGACUAAGAACUGGAGAAUUGAAUGUUCAUUGAUAACAGAGAACUGGGCAUUUAAAUAUUUGUCAAUGCAAAGCAGAGCAAGUCCCUAAGAGUUUGUGGAAUGGAACACAUUGGAGACAGGUUCAUGAAGACUUCACAAGAGUUUGGCAACAAUUCAAAUAAUCGUCUUUCAAACAACUGAUGUUUAUCCUGUCAAAUACUGUUUUAGUGCUUCAGGUCAUGCGUAACUAUUAUACCCCAACACUCCCUUCAUACUUACUAAAAUGUUUCACUUUCUGAUCUACAAAUGAAGGUUAGGUGUAUUGAAUUGAAAUUAAAUCAUAUAUUAGUAAAAUGUUAAAAUAUGAUAAAAUGUGUAAUGUUUUAACAGUUUUCUUACUAAAAUAUCACUUUUCAUGUUUUUAUUGCAAUUCAAAUGUCAAUUAAUUUAGAUGUUAAGAACUAAUGUAAUAUGUGGAUCAAUGUCAUAUUGUUCUGCUUAAUAGGGAAAUCUCGGUGAUCUUUUUUAUGCAUAUAUAUAUGUUUAUGUAGGACCUAUUACAGAAGAAUUUCGGUAGGACUUUCCUUAUAUCAUUUGAUAUUUUGCCAUUUUGAAUGAAAAAUGGUAAACUUACAGCAUUCAACAGGAAAAUUGGAUUUCAACAUUGUAUUUUCUGAAUUACAUGGGUCAGUUUUGGUACAUAUGUAUAUGAAAAUAUAUAGAUUGUUAUAUAUAUUUUCUUAAGUUUUUGAAAAUGCUGCUGUUCUCCACCAAAAAAAGACAAAAACAGACAAGUCGUUGAAAAAUAUAUUUAAAAAAUCAUUGAAUUCCACCAAUUUUACCCUUUUAAUUACUUUAAUUACCCAAAAUGUAACUGAAAAUGGCACUUAUUUUGACUGUUCAUAUAUUUUAUAUCGAUCAUGAAUUCAAACUUCGAAGUAUUUGAUGAAUGAGGACCUAGAUGUUUUCUUACCUCUCAGAACAAUUAUCUAUAAGAAAUAUCCUCAAAGUAAUGGGCUAACAAAAUUAUUCCCGUAAUAUCAGAUUGUGAAAUCUGAAUAGUAGAUGUCAAAUGUCAUUACCAAUAUUUGUUGUUGAAGAAGACUGAUCAUUAUGCAUUCAGUCAGAAAGUCAGUAAUUCUUUUGAAAUAUAUUUAAUUGGUGACAUGAAAUGUCUUACAUUGUUAUCAAGAAUGAUAUCAUCAUGUGACAUCAAACAAUGGAUAGAAGACUUUUUUUAAUUACUUAUACAAUGGACUCCUUAGAAGGUGCUGAAACUUGUACCUUUACUCUGUAUCAAGUGUUGAGGGAAUCAUAUAAGUCUAGCAAUUGACUUUUCUUGUGAUUUUUUGAUUGGUUGAAUGUCACAAGUUAUUGAAUCAGAUAGUUAAUUGGUACCGCAUCAGCUGUUUAUAGAAUAAAUAUCUUUCUAGGUCAACAAUAAUACUUCUGUUUUCUUUGUUUUACUUGCAUUUGCAGUAUCAUUUUUGUUCGCAUUUUUAUUUUGGAACCCUCCCCCCCCCCUCCCUCCUCCAAAAGGAAUAUUGCAUUGGAUGAAGCAUAAGUCUAGGUCUCUUUACUUUAAUCUGUAUUAUAGAUAUUUGUUAACUCUGACUUGUUUGCCAACUUCUUGAUAUCAGUGACUCAGUGACAGUGUCAUGUUCAUUGAAUCUUUUUAGAUAUGGCAUUGGUGAAUGCAUCUGUUAACACUGGAAUCUCCUCUUAACACCGUUCAUUGGUAAACCAGGUGUUCAAGAAAUUGUUGAUAAUCCAUGUAAAAUGUGAUAAAACCUGCUUGCAAAUGCAAUGAUCUAAAAGAUGUAAGUAAAUACUUACAAACAUUUUUACUGUCUUUUAUACACUGCAAUUAUGUUGAAAAAGGAGGUGAUAUUAGUAUUCAAAGUUGUUCCUACAUGACCAGUCAAUUUAACAAAAGUUUCCUGAUGAAAGGAUUUUCAUAUUUGGCUCUGGUUAACUUCUCUUGCAGGGAAGACUUUACCAACAUGCAUUAUUUAGUUUAUUUAUACUAAUGCUUUGUUAAAUGUUCAUUAAUGAGUUACCAUCAAUAUAUAUACUUGUAUUGAAUAAUUUAUGACUGAUGGAACAAAUUACACAUAUUUUCAGAUGCAAUAAUAUUAGUCAACAUGUUAAGUUUUUUAAAGGGUUAUUGUAUUUAACACCAUUCAUUCAGUAUUAAUUUUUUGCACUUUUUAUGUAAACUUUUGUUUAAGUAAGCAAAAAACAAAUAGUGCCCUCAUUUUAAUUGAUAUGUAAGUACAGGAUUUGUUUCGGGUGAAUAAAAGUACUUAUAAACGAAGAAACAAUACGAUAACUUAAUACAGUGAUUACAGUAACUUUAAUGACCCUGUAACAUGAUUACUGAAGUGGGGCACUGACUAGCAGGGCAGUUAACAGCAAAGGAUUACAGUGUUCUGGCUCUGAUUCAAAGGGCUCUUUACAGCAAGUUAUUUAAGGGCACUAAAUGGAGGGAAGUUAACAGCCAAUGUCUGAAGAGGUCAGGGCACUUAAUGGAGGGAAGUUAACAGCCAAUGGCUGAAGAGGUUAGGGCACUGAAUGGAGGGAAGUUAACAGCCAAUGGCUGAAGAGGUCAGGGCACUGAAUGGAGGGAAGUUAACAGCCAAUGUCUGAAGAGGUUAGGGCACUGAAUGGAGGGAAAUUAACAGCCAAUGGCUGAAGAGGUUAAGGCACUGAAUGGAGGGAAGUUAACAGCCAAUGGCUGAAGAGGUUAGGGCACUGAAUGGAGGGAAAUUAACAGCCAAUGGCUGAAGAGGUUAGAGCACUGAAUGGAGGGAAAUUAACAGCCAAUGGCUGAAGAGACCAGGAAACUUAAUGAGAGGGAAGUUUACAUGACAAGUAUUCAUUGACCUGUUUCAAAUAAGCUGUUUAGAUGUAUGACUUAGAUAUGUAGGAAUUAGUAGCUUUAUAUUGGUCAAAGAUAUUGUAAGAACAUAGACUCACCUCCCUGUGUGAAUUUAAUAUUGUCCAUGGGGUAACUUCCUUUGUCACAGGUUCAGUUUCAUAUGCCAAAUCAACCAACCUAUUUCCUUACAUCAAUCAGUUACUAAAAUUAACCAAAAAUCAGCCGAAUGGCCGUGAAUGUUUCGCACUAUGAAUAACUUCUGAUUAAUCCAUGUACAUGCAGUGUUGUUAUGAAAUCGUUCACAUCUGAUAAAACCUAUAAAUUGUAAAAGUUUCCUUUAUCUUGUGCCAUAUUGGUCAAUAACUGUCACAUGGGCAUGACUAUAUAUUUCCAAACUUGUGACCACAUAGACUUUAUCCUGACCCAACAAUAAACUACAGAUGUAAAGUAUUGAAAAUUUUGAAUAUUUGUCAAGAUUUGUAGUAUUCUUGCCAUGCAGUAUUGAAUUGCAUAAAAUAUCAAGCAAUAAUGGGCAUAAGGUUUUAAAGGAUUCUGUUUGUUUAUAUUACAUACAUUGUAAAACACUGAUGAGGCUAUUUUUACAAUAUGUCUAUAUUACCUAUCUUUAUAUCUGAGAUAACACAUGAUAGUGUCAUUAGGUCAAAUUAUUAAUAUUUGUGCAAGAGCUAUGACUUAUUUUAUUUCGUAAUCCUAUUAUGUAUCAAUUAGAUUACCAAGUACUGAAAUUGGGACACCAAAAGAUAUCCUGCUGGUACUAGCAGAGGUGACUAUAGGUUUUCACUCCGUCCGCCAGUCUGUACAUUACAUUUGCAUCACCUUAUUGGGGGCAAAUUUCUAAUACUCUUUCAUCAUAUAAUAAUACAAAUGAUUGUCACUUCAGGUAUUGAAGUGUUGCAUUCUGAAAUAGUUUCUAAUAACCAAUUACAAUCAGAGUGAUUGCCCUUUGGGUCACUUUGUCCGGGACUUUACUUGUAUAUAAUGUCACAUACAUUGACACCUACAGCUUCUAUAAUGGUUUUGGCCAAAGAAUUUACUUAGUGGAAUCUUUUUGUAUUAUAACACAUUCUGAUCCUAAACAGAAAUCACACAAAUUACAGAUGAUAUUCCACAAAUGUUGGUUGCAGAAUGGAAAUAAAUUUCCAUUGAUUCUUAGUUUUAAAAAUAUUUUUACAGGUGAGAUUCCUAGAAAUGAGUGCAGAUUGUGUCUAUUUCAACCUCUAGAGAAUUAUUUUGAAUUAGUAGAAGAUACAUUUUAGCAAAAUUAUAUGGCCUUAGCAUUGCAGGUGAAAGUAGUUAGACAGAAAUGCAACUUUCAAGACGGUAACUUAAAAUUGGUUCACAUGCUCUUUUGAGCAAUUGUGCUAAAGUGUCUUGUCUAGAGUUAAAACCAUUUCAUUACUAACCAGUCUGUUUCUGAACACUAACUGCCGUGGGUAAGGAGUGUUGAAUUGCUCACCUCCCAUUUUCACCUGAUGUUGCUCAUAGCCAAUGUUCUACCGCCUGAGCUACUGUGGCUUCUUAGUCAUACUUAUUAUUUAUGAACUAGUAUGCAAAUGUAGUUUAAGCAAUUUCAUGUAGUGGUAAAUCUUAUAGAUAUAUUAUGACUUAUUUUUAGCCAAGAUCCUCAGUAAUAAGUGAUAUACAUUAUGAUGAGCCCAUGGGAUUUUGAAUGCUGCAGUAGAUAGGAAAAACUGUUCCUGGUAAUGUUGUCAUUGGCUCGUUAUGUUUUAUGUACCUGGAUCAGUGGCCCUGUGGGUACAUAACAUUUCAUCUUAAUGUAUCGUUGAUUAAGCCAAUAUCCACAGUAGAUGUUGCAAAAUAUGGAUAUAUCACACACGUGUUGAGGUGGAUGUUAUGGAAACUUGUCAUUCUGUUAACAAGUUAUGAGGUUAAUUCCUGUAUAGGUGAAUGUGUACUUAAACUAUUUUACUGAAAGGUAAAUCACAUGAUUAUCUUGUACCCAUACAAAAAUAGUACCGUUUUAGAAUGCUACGUAGGAUGAUUUGUAAUUACAUUUUAAUACUUUUGAAGGUUGUUAUUUUUUAUAGGUUCUGCUUUUUUCUUAUUUUCAAAGAUUGAAUAGAAUAGUGGAAAAAAAUAACAGAAAACAAAUACCUUGAUGACAAGGGGAAAAAAAUUGAUGAAUUCUAAGAAAAAUAAAUCCAGUUUGAUUCAAGCUUAUGGAAAAAAAACCUCAACCGUUUGAGCCAUUGAAAAUAACAACCCUACUUUAAAGCAUAUACUGUACCUGGCUCAGAUUUAGUUUGUCAAAAUAUAUAAAUCUGUAAAGUUAAUUUUAUAUCUCAAUUCUAAGUUGAAAAUUCAGUCCAUCUGUGCAUAAUAUACAGUAUCAUAAAUGAAAAGGUUUAAGAAACUAAUUCGAAUUAUUCUGAUGUUCUAACAACUUUUUUUUAUUUUCAGUCUUUAUUGACUCAACACCAAUAUAAAAAAUUCAAUAAAAUGUCUGAAUAAUUCGGACUUAAGAAAUAUAUACUGAUCAAAAUGAAAAGUAAAUAAUUAUCUUCUUGAGCAGGAAUGUGACCAAAGAUUGAUGUUAAGAGUCAGAAUAUAUAGUCUGUUUAUGAUUAAUCUCAUGAUAAAGUCUUUUGUGUGUGUUCCGUAAUCAGUACAGUUUAAAAAAAUUAAUCUCCUGAUUAAUAAAAGGUUAGUUGAAAUUUUGAUACGUAAUUGCCAUGAAAUAUUCUGAGGUCUUUUUCAAGACAACAUUCACCCUUUGGCGGUUUAUAGGGAGAUGCAGGAUGGUGCAGAGUACCUGGUAAUACAAACUGAUUGGCUGAUUGUGGUGAUACACAUGUAUUCCUAAGGAACAAGAAAGUGCUUCAAAAGUGUAUGCCUCAGUACUACGUGCACAUUGGCCAUGUUUACUGUAUAAAGUCAUAUAUGUAUUUUCUGAAAUUUGGCCAUUAAAACAAUGAAAUGCCAUAA
This is a messenger RNA of Ylistrum balloti, 7431 nucleotides long. RefSeq names its product ran-binding protein 3-like. NCBI's taxonomy places the organism in Eukaryota, Metazoa, Mollusca, Bivalvia, Pectinida, Pectinidae. Gene Ontology annotation, biological process: protein export from nucleus. The transcript is spliced from 16 exons. Gene Ontology annotation, cellular component: cytoplasm; nuclear pore. Bases 1 to 1542 code for a protein of 513 amino acids. Gene Ontology annotation, molecular function: GTPase activator activity. The record is from RefSeq and is a predicted model, not a curated record.